This is a messenger RNA of Aspergillus pseudotamarii, 1029 nucleotides long. RefSeq names its product acyl-CoA thioesterase. The transcript is spliced from 2 exons. The coding region runs from base 1 to 1029 and encodes 342 amino acids. The record is from RefSeq and is a predicted model, not a curated record. NCBI's taxonomy places the organism in Eukaryota, Fungi, Ascomycota, Eurotiomycetes, Eurotiales, Aspergillaceae.
AUGGGUCUCCCCCUGUCCCUCCACGCGGAUACAAUCCAUGACCUCCUCCCAAGAGUCUCAUCAAUCAUGACCUGGAAAACCCUAGCACUAGUUCUGGCAGUGAUCAAUGUGAAAAACCUCCCACUAGUCUGGCACUUCCGCAUCCUCCACCACCUCUGGUGGAACAUCCGGCGCAAGCCCGGAGAUCCCCAUUUCCCACGGGGCAAAGCACUCGUCACACAUACGGGCAAGCCGACACACCCAGUGUUUGUGCCAUACGCCAUUACAUCACGCACACCUAUUCUAGAAACAGACUACAAUUUCCACAAGUCCAACAGCACAUAUUUCUCCGACCUGGACAUCUCGCGGACGGCGCUCGUCACGCGACUCUACACGCCGGGGCUCCGAGUCGUGAGCCAGGAGCUCGAUGUUGAGCUCGGCGAUGCUGCGCGGCGGGAGGGGAAGAAGCCGCCGGCGCACAAGAACAUGUAUGUUGCGCUUGGGUCGGUGUUUUGUUCUUUCAAGAGGGAGAUUAAGCCCUUUGAGCUUUAUGAGAUUGAGACCAAGGUGAUUGCGUGGGAUCAGAAGUGGAUGUAUGUUUUGAGUUUCUUUCUUCGACCUGCAAAGGCCGGGGGGAAGAGGUUGCUUUUCGCUACGGCGGUUAGCAAGUAUGUUGUUAAGAAGGGACGGCUUACGGUUCCCCCGGAGAGAGUGCUCAGGGCUAGUGGGUUUUUGCCAGAGCGUCCGGACGGGGAUGUGUUGGUGGCUCCAGAUAGUUCGGUCGAGGGGUCGGGGGUUGGGACGCCCGCUGGGGAAGGCAUUACGGCUACGGCUGGGGUUGAUGGGGCAUUGGUGAGAGAGGUUUUGAAGGUUAGUGAGGGCGAUAUUCCUGAGAAGAAAUUGGAGGAGGAGAAGAAGGCGAAUGCAGAGUCGUGGAAUGUGAGUGAAUGGACGUGGGAGAUGAUUGAAGAGGAGAGACGACGGGGGUUGGAGGUGGUGGAGGGUUAUAUCAAUAUGGAUGCGAAGCUACAUGAUGAAUGGGAGCAGUGA